Molecule: messenger RNA, 1110 nt
Organism: Myiozetetes cayanensis
Lineage: Eukaryota; Metazoa; Chordata; Aves; Passeriformes; Tyrannidae
Gene: GPN3
Product: GPN-loop GTPase 3
Exons: 8
Coding region: 74-928 (284 amino acids)
Molecular function (GO): GTPase activity
Source: RefSeq, a predicted model, not a curated record
GGGGCCCGCCCGAGACACUUGCUCCGCCGAGCUACGGAGCGCCGCAGCGGCCAUUCCCGGCCGUGCCGCCGCCAUGCCGCGGUACGCGCAGCUGGUGAUGGGCCCGGCGGGCAGCGGGAAGAGCACGUACUGCUCCACCAUGGUGCAGCACUGCGAGGCGCUGGGCCGCGCCGUGCAGGUGGUGAACCUGGACCCGGCGGCAGAGCUGUUCAGCUACCCCGUGAUGGCAGACAUCCGUGAGCUGAUAGAGGUGGACGAUGUGAUGGAGGAUGAAUCCCUGAGGUUUGGCCCCAAUGGAGGUCUGGUGUUCUGCAUGGAGUACUUUGCCAACAACUUCAACUGGCUGGAGGAGAGCCUGGGGCACGUGGAGGAUGAUUAUAUAUUGUUUGACUGCCCAGGUCAGAUCGAGCUCUACACGCACCUGCCAGUGAUGAAACAGCUGGUGGAGCAGCUCCAGCAGUGGGAAUUCCGUGUCUGUGGAGUGUUCCUCGUGGAUUCUCAGUUCAUGGUGGAAUCUUUCAAGUUUAUCUCUGGAAUUCUGGCAGCACUCAGUGCAAUGAUCUCUUUAGAGAUUCCACAGAUUAACAUCAUGACCAAAAUGGACUUGCUGAGCAAGAAAGCCAAGAAGGAAAUAGAAAAGUACUUAGACCCAGACAUGUAUUCUAUGAUUGAAGAUUCUACAAAUAUAUUGAAAAGCAAAAGGUUUAAAAAGCUGACUAAAUCUAUAUGUGGACUGAUUGAUGACUACGGAAUGGUUCGAUUUCUGCCUUUCGACCGCUCCGACGAGGAAAGCAUCCACAUCGUCCUGCAGCACAUUGACUGCACCAUCCAGUACGGAGAGGACCUGGAGUUUAAGGAGCCAAAGGAAUGUGAAGAAGAUAAAUCUGCUCUUGUGGAUGAAUACUUUCAGGAUCGUGUGGAUGAGUAAAAAAAAAAUCCAUUCAAACUGGGAGGAAAAUACUUUCUUUGUGGUAAAAAUUAAAAAUGAAAAAAAAAAAUCCCAACCCCUCCACAAACACACUUAAAUGUUUUAUCUGUAAGAUAACUAAUAUUUAUAGUGAACAGUGAGUUACAUGACCUCAAAACUAUUUUAAUAAACAGUUUUUUAUU